UUGCUGACCAGUGCGGUCUGUUCGCAAAUCGACUUCGAUCAUUUCUAUACCUAUAUUACGCGUGUCUUUUUAACAAUUCAACAAUUCAAAAAAGAAAAACAUAAAAAACUGAACUUUAUACUUUUUUUCUAAAUACAAACUUAAGAUAGAAUAAAAAAUGUUUUUAAAUAAAUCAUUGGCAUCCGUGAACCUGUUGAAGCGCAGCUUUUCAACAAGUGUUUGGAGAGCAGCUAGCCUACAGGGACCCAGACAGCCUAAUAUUUUGACUGAAAAGCGAAAACAAGCUACCUUUACAGAGCGAAGUCAACUGAAAUAUGCACGCCGUCUGGUGGUUAAACUUGGAAGUGCCGUUAUCACACGUGAAGAUAACCACGGCCUUGCACUUGGACGACUGGCCUCCAUUGUUGAGCAGGUUGCUGAGUGCCAUUUAGAGGGUCGCGAGGUUAUGAUGGUUACAAGUGGUGCUGUAGCUUUUGGUAGUCAAAAAUUAGCACAAGAAUUACUUAUGUCACUUUCUAUGCGUGAAACGCUCUCGCCAAAGGACCCGACACGCGUCGAACAGGGUACCCUGCUUGAACCCAGAGCGGCCGCUGCAGUGGGUCAAUCUGGUCUUAUGUCACUGUACGAUGCUAUGUUUGCACAGUAUGGUGUAAAAAUUGCACAGGUUCUCGUAACAAAACCGGAUUUCUACAAUGAGGAAACACGUAAUAAUUUAUUUUGCACACUUUCUGAACUGAUCAGCCUAAAUAUUGUGCCGAUUAUCAACACCAACGAUGCUGUAUCCCCGCCAAUGUUUUUGAAAGACGAUGAUCUACCAGUUGGCUCAAAGAAGGGUAUAGCAAUCAAGGAUAAUGAUAGUUUAUCUGCUAUGCUUUCGGCAGAGGUUCAAGCGGAUCUACUGAUUCUAAUGUCAGAUGUUGAUGGAAUUUACAACAAACCUCCUUGGGAAGAUGGAGCUAAACUGAUGCACACCUAUACCUCGAAUGACCGACAUGUUAUCGAGUUCGGGAAAAAGUCUAAGGUUGGCACUGGUGGUAUGGACUCAAAAGUGAAGGCAGCCACAUGGGCAUUAGAUCGUGGUGUUAGUGUUGUAAUUUGUAACGGAAUGCAGGAGAAAGCAAUUAAAACCAUUAUAGCGGGACGAAAAGUCGGUACAUUUUUCACUGAAUCUACAGAAGGUUUCUCAACUCCUGUCGAUGUUUUAGCUGAAAAUGCGCGCAUUGGCAGUCGACAGAUGCAGGCGCUUUCUCCGGAACAACGUGCCAAUGCAGUUAACCAUUUGGCUGAUUUAUUGGUAAGCAGGGAAGAAUUUAUUCUGCAAGCGAACGCAAAGGACUUAGCUGAAGCGAAACGACAUGGUCUAGCGAAGCCACUUUUAUCACGCUUGUCUUUGAACUCUGCUAAAUUGAAGAACUUGUCUGUUGGAUUAAAACAGAUUGCUGAAUCUAGUCUUCAGAAUGUUGGUCGCGUUCUACGUCGCACACGACUAGCAGAGAAUUUGGAAUUGAAGCAAGUUACAGUACCUAUUGGUGUACUACUAGUCAUAUUUGAGUCACGUCCAGACUCAUUACCCCAAGUAGCUGCCUUGGCAAUGGCCUCUGCUAAUGGUCUUUUACUAAAAGGUGGUAAAGAGGCUUCUAACAGCAAUAAAGCUUUAAUGGAGCUGGUCAAGGAGGCGCUCGCGACAGUAGGGGCGGAAAACGCAGUUUCCUUGGUAUCCACACGUGAAGAAAUUAGUGAUCUUUUGUCAAUGGAGGACCAUAUCGAUUUAAUAAUACCACGUGGUUCUUCUGAGCUUGUUCGCACAAUUCAAGAGCAAUCCGUCCACAUACCGGUGUUGGGGCAUGCCGAAGGUGUCUGCCAUGUUUUCGUUGACAAAGAAGCUGAUUUGCGUAAGGCCUUGAAGAUAGUCAGGGAUGCUAAAUGUGACUAUCCAGCAGCUUGCAAUGCAAUGGAGACGCUUCUUAUUCAUGAGGAUCUUAUGAGUGGCAACAUUUUUAAUGAUGUCUGCAACAUGUUGAAGCGUGAAGGAGUGAAAAUAUACUCAGGACCAAAACUUAGCCAGAAAUUAACCUUUGGUCCUCCGGCUGCUAAGAGUCUGAAGCAUGAAUAUGGUGCUCUGGAGUGCUGCAUCGAGAUUGUGAAGGAUAUCGACGAGGCAAUAGAGCACAUACACACAUACGGCAGCGGGCAUACCGACGUCAUCGUCACGGAGAGCGAUUCUGCGGCACAACAGUUCCUGUCGUCGGUUGACAGCGCUUGUGUUUUUCAUAAUGCUAGUUCGCGUUUCGCUGAUGGUUUCAGAUUCGGCUUGGGUGCUGAGGUUGGCAUAUCAACGGCAAGAAUUCACGCACGUGGUCCGGUUGGCGUUGAGGGACUUCUAACGACUAAAUGGAUUUUGCGCGGUCAGGAUCAUGCUGCAGCUGAUUUCGCUGAAGGCGGUAGUUGUGUUUGGCUGCAUGAACCGUUGCCUCUAUGAAUUUAUACACCAAUAAUUAUUUUUGUACAUAAUUUAUGUAUUAAUAUUU
Messenger RNA from Bactrocera tryoni, 2528 nucleotides. RefSeq names its product delta-1-pyrroline-5-carboxylate synthase (gene P5CS). The coding region runs from base 158 to 2479 and encodes 773 amino acids. Gene Ontology annotation, cellular component: cytoplasm; mitochondrion. The record is from RefSeq and is a predicted model, not a curated record. Gene Ontology annotation, molecular function: glutamate-5-semialdehyde dehydrogenase (NADP+) activity; glutamate 5-kinase activity; ATP binding. The transcript is spliced from 12 exons. Lineage: Eukaryota; Metazoa; Arthropoda; Insecta; Diptera; Tephritidae.